Cladophialophora carrionii CBS 160.54 is the source of this 1896-nucleotide messenger RNA. RefSeq lists its product as uncharacterized. Gene Ontology annotation, cellular component: membrane. Gene Ontology annotation, biological process: glycosaminoglycan metabolic process; carbohydrate metabolic process. The record is from RefSeq and is a predicted model, not a curated record. Lineage: Eukaryota; Fungi; Ascomycota; Eurotiomycetes; Chaetothyriales; Herpotrichiellaceae. Gene Ontology annotation, molecular function: beta-N-acetylhexosaminidase activity. The coding region runs from base 1 to 1896 and encodes 631 amino acids. The transcript is spliced from 2 exons.
AUGCUUCCGCGAACGCUACUCGGCGUCUUAUCGAUCCUCGUCUCCCCUUGUCUGGCAAUAUGGCCUCAACCAGCCGAGAUCAAAACUGGCACCCGAGUCUUAUGGCUAGACACGGCGUUGCAGGCGACGCUCAAGUGCGACAAUGGAGAGGAUCGGGGUCAUGACCAAGAUUAUGUUCUUUACAGCAACCACUUGACGCAGCAUCUCAAGGGGAUGUCACGUUAUGCCCAAGGGUUCGUGGACAGGUUGCCAUUUGCCUUCCCAGGCAAGAGCAGGAAUGGGGAAGUUGAUUUCUCCGAGAGCUCUAUUGUCGAAGACGCAGUUCGUGACACCAUUAAAUCCAUCCACAGAUCCAAGUUUGUGCCCUGGAAGUUACACAAACGAAACGCAACCUUUGAACCUGAUCGAAGCGCUCCUCGUCAGUACAUUUCCCGACUGAAAAUUCAACAGCGCCACUGCCCACCACCAGAGAGAUUCCGGCCCUCCAGCUUCUUCGGCGGUGACGAAUCGUACGAGAUCCUCAUUACCAAUGAAACAGCGUUCAUCACCUCCAACAGCAGCAUUGGCACCAUCAGGGGUCUUCAAUCGUUCCAGCAGCUGUUCUUCGCCCAUUCGGCCUUGUCGGGUACCUACACUCCUUUUGUGCCUGUGAAAAUUGCUGAUCGACCGGAGUGGCGCCAUCGAGGCCUGAGUAUUGAUAUUGCUAGGAACCCCUUUGAACCACAAGAUCUGCUGCGCACGAUUGACGGAAUGGCAAUGGCUAAAAUGAGCAGAUUGCACGUCCACGCAACGGAUUCUCAAAGCUGGCCGAUCGAAAUCCCCUCACUUCCAGAGCUGGCGCAGAAAGGUGCAUACCAUCCAGGCCUGGUUUGGACCGCCAGAAGCCUUCGCGAAGUCCAAAUGUACGGUGCUUCGAAAGGUGUUUCGGUUUACCUCGAGAUUGACGUGCCGGGCCAUACGGCUUCCAUUGCGCACGCUUAUCCGGAGUUGAUUGCGGCGUACAAUGAGCUAGAUUGGUCAACAUUCGCUGCUGAGCCAUUGAGCGGGCAGCUCAAGCUCAACCUCUCCGCUGUAGACACGUUCAUUUACACCCUGCUCGAUGACAUCCUGCCCCGAACAAGACAAUAUACCUCCCUAUACCAUGUUGGUGGUGAUGAAGUCAAUUUGGCGGCGUACAAGCUGGAUGAGACGGUGAAGAGCGAUAAUCCGGAAGUGCUGCAACCUCUUUUGCAGCGUCUCAUUGAUCACGUUGUGGGUACCAGUAUUCAAUUUGGCCUUCAGCCGAUCGUGUGGGAGGAGAUGCUCCUCGAUUGGAACUUGACGCUACCGUCUGCCGGCCCCAACGACCCAACAACGCAGACACUGGUUCAGGUAUGGCGCAACAGUGAACGCAUCGAUGAAGUCCUCAAACGGGGCCACCGCGCGAUAUUCGGCGAUUACCAUCAUUGGUAUUUAGACUGUGGAUACGGCGUCUUCCUUGACCCAUAUGCAUCCGGCAAGUCACCCCCUGGCGUCCCGUACAACACCUCGGGUGGCUUCUCCAGUCGCUUGAAGAAACCUUAUCUCGAUUACUGCGCUCCGUUUCAUAACUGGCGUCAUAUGUAUACCUACGACCCCGUGGCGGGUAUCGCCAGAGAACUUCAGGACAGCAUUGAAGGGGGUGAAGUCCUGAUGUGGAGCGAACAGACCGACUCUCAGGACCUAGAUUCGAAGCUGUGGCCCAGAGUAGCAGCGGCCGCAGAAGUGUUGUGGUCUGGGACGAGAAACGAAUCGAUGCUUGAAGCGGCCACGAGCAGGUUGGGCGAGUGGAGAGAAAGAGCGGUAGUCGACCUUGGAAUCCGGUCGUCGCCGGUGACAAUGACCUGGUGCUUGAUGGAAGGCGGUUGCAACUUGUAG